Chlamydomonas reinhardtii is the source of this 3824-nucleotide messenger RNA. RefSeq lists its product as uncharacterized. Lineage: Eukaryota; Viridiplantae; Chlorophyta; Chlorophyceae; Chlamydomonadales; Chlamydomonadaceae. Gene Ontology annotation, biological process: DNA replication; double-strand break repair via break-induced replication; mitotic DNA replication initiation. The coding region runs from base 250 to 2913 and encodes 887 amino acids. Gene Ontology annotation, cellular component: nucleus; MCM complex. The transcript has 21 exons. Gene Ontology annotation, molecular function: single-stranded DNA helicase activity; single-stranded DNA binding; ATP binding. The record is from RefSeq and is a predicted model, not a curated record.
CAGAUUUGUCAUUUGGAGGCCACUAUAGGCGCCUUUGGAGGGCUUGCCUAUUGGCGCGCUUUUCGCAUGGAUUCAGAGAAGCCCGGCCCACUCUCAAAUUCGCAGUCCUUCAGCCCAAAGGCUCGUCUUCUUCACAUAACAGUGUGUAUUCUAUUGACUUGAUACGCUUCUGACCCUGCCACUCGUGUUCGAGCGACUUGCUGAACUUGAAAACAGACCGAAGCGCGCGAAAGUCGACCGACAGCAGCCAUGGACGGCGAGACGAACCCGCUGGACCAGUAUGAGCCCGUCGAGGAUGAGGUCCUCGAGGAGGAGGAGGAGGGCGAGGACCUUAUGGAGAACAUGGAGCGGGACUACCAGCCACAGCCGCACCUGGACAACUACGACGCGGAGGGCAUCGACGACGAUGCUGAGGAGGAGGGCGAUGUGGACGCGCACGCUGCGCGCAUGGCUGCCGAGGAGGAGCUGAACCGCCGCGAUGCUAAAAAGCUGCGGCCACGCCGCGGUGCUGUCCCGGAUUUCAUGAUGGAGGACGACGACCAACCACGGCGUGACGAGUUCAACCGCCGCCGCAAGCGGCGCUCGGACGCGGGGAUGGAGGAGGACACGGCGGUGCCUCUGGAGCUGGACAUUGAGGAGGCCAAGGGCCGCCUGACCGAGUGGAUUGCGCAGGAGCAGGUGGCCUCAGAGAUCAAGCGCCGCUUCCGCUACUUCCUGCGCAACUACCCGCAUGGCUGCGGCCGCGACCAGGCGGCGCAGGAGGCCCGCGCCAACCACACGGGCGUGGGCGAGGACGGCGAGGGCAUCUAUAUGGAGCGCAUUCGCGCUAUGGCCAAGGACAACAAGCGCUCCCUGGAGCUGGACUACGCGCAUUGGGCCGAGUUCCAGCCCACGCUGUCCAUCUGGCUGGCGGACGCGCCCAAGCAGAUGAUGGAGUACCUGGACGAGGCGGCCACGGAGGUGGUGGAGAAGGUGUUCAGCAGCGAGUUCUUUGAUGCGUUCAAGGCCUACGGCGAGGAGUACCGCGUGCACGUGCGCGUGGUGGGCCUACCCAUCAGCGACAGCCUGCGGGACCUGCGCAACUACCACCUCAACUGCCUCAUCCGCGUGUCGGGUGUGGUGACCCGGCGCACGGGCGUGUUCCCGCAGCUGCAGCUGAUCAAGUACGACUGCGUCAAGUGCGGCUACGUGCUGGGUCCGUUCGCGAUGCACACCGACACGGCGGUCAAGCCCAACGCCUGCCCCAGCUGCACAUCCAAGGGCCCCUUCGAGGUCAACAGCAGCGAGACGGUGUAUCGCGACUACCAAAAGAUUACGCUGCAGGAGAGCCCCGGCUCCGUGCCGGCGGGCCGCCUGCCGCGCCACAAGGAGGUGAUCCUCACCAACGACCUCAUCGACUGCGCCCGGCCCGGGGAGGAGGUGGAGGUGACCGGCGUGUACAUGUACGGCUACGACGCCAGCCUGAACGUGAAGAACAGCUUCCCGGUGUUCUCGACCCACAUCGAGGCCAACUUUGUGUCCAAGCGCGAGGACAUCUACAGCGUGCACGCGCUCACGGACGACGACAAGGCGCGGGUCAUCGAGCUCAGCCGCGACCCCCGCAUCGGCGAGCGCAUCAUCAAGUCCAUGGCGCCAUCCAUCUACGGCCACGAGAACAUCAAGACGGCGCUGGCGCUGUGCCUCAUGGGCGGUGUGGAGAAGAGCCCCUCGCCCGCCUACCGCCUGCGUGGCGACAUCAACGUGCUACUGCUGGGCGACCCAGGUGUGGCCAAGUCCCAGUUCCUCAAGUACGUGGAGAAGACCGCGCCGCGCGCCGUGUACACCACCGGCAAGGGCGCCAGCGCGGUGGGUCUGACGGCGGCGGUGACACGCGACCCCAUCACCAAGGAGUGGACGCUGGAGGGCGGCGCGCUGGUGCUGGCGGACAAGGGCGUGUGCCUCAUUGACGAGUUUGACAAGAUGAACGACCAGGACCGCGUCUCCAUCCACGAGGCCAUGGAGCAGCAGUCCAUCUCCAUCUCCAAGGCCGGCAUCGUCACGCAGCUGCAGGCCCGCUGCGCCGUGAUUGCCGCCGCCAACCCGGUGGGCGGGCGCUACGACCCCAGCAAGACCCUGGCGGAGAACGUGGAGCUGUCGGACCCCAUCCUGUCGCGUUUCGACGUGCUGGCUGUUGUGCGCGACAUCGUGGACCCGGUGAACGACGAGAAGCUGGCGCAGUUCGUUGUGGGCAGCCACAUUGCCGCCCACCCCGUCAAGCAGGCGCGAGACCAGGAGGCGCGCGAGGCGGGCACCCUGGCGGAGGCGCCCGAGACCAGCAACCCCGUGGACCCGGACGUGCUGCCGCAGGAGCUGCUGCGCAAGUACAUCACCUACGCCAAGCAGCACUGCCGGCCGCAGCUGCAGCAGGCCGACUACGACCGCAUCCUGCGCCUCUACGCCGCGCUGCGCCAAGAGGCGGCGCUCACGCACGGCAUGCCCGUCGCGGUGCGUCACCUGGAGAGUGUGGUGCGCAUGAGCGAGGCCUCGGCGCGCAUGCACCUGCGCGACUACGUGGCGGACUACGACAUCAACGUCGCCAUCAAGAUGAUGGUGCACUCGUUCAUCAGCAGUCAGAAGUUCACGGUGCAGCAAACCCUGGAGCGCAAGUUCUCGCGCUACCUCACACUGCCCCAGGACUACCACGCGCUGCUGAUCAGCCUGCUGCGUCAGGCCCUGCGCGCCGUGCAGCGCGAGCAGGCGCUGGCGGGCGGCGCCGGUGACACGCAGCUCAAGAUCAGCGCCCGCCUGUUGGAGGACAAGGCGCGCGAGUACGACAUUGCUGACGUCAGCAGCCUGUACGGCAGCGCCAUGUUCCGUAACUGCGGCUUCGCCUUUGACCGCGCGCACAACGUCAUCACCUACACCUCCACGUAGAGCGAGGGCGGCGGAGAGUAAAGGCGGAGGAGGAGGCGGUGUAUGUGGCGGGGUGGCGGGCAGCGGAGCGCGCUGCGGGCGACAGGGGAGGCGAUGAGGAGGCCGGAGCAAGCCCGGAUGGUUGACUUGACGCGGCAUGGCAUUCGCGCGACUGUGGCGCGACGUGUUGACGCUGUUGACAGUGACGACGUUGGGAAACAGAUGUGUGUUGCGGCGAGGCGUGGUGGCGGAGGUUUGGUGGGGGACAGGACACUGCUGCUUGCUGGGAGCCGGCCGGCCCGCGCGGAGCUUGGCGGCUGCUGCAGAGGGCGGGUAGGUGGUGCGAACGAAUGCGCGGGAUGGGGACCUGGGGUGGUGCGGCGGUCGUGUCCUGUAUGCGGGCCGGGUCAGCAGGCGGUGAUGGCGAUAGACACGUGUGUGAACACGCACACAGCUGCAGGUUGCGGGGUCGGCGCAUGUGACGUGUGGGGCCAUCGCCCAGGGGUACAGGACAGGUGAAGCGGCAGCGAGUGGCACGAGGUGCUUGUGGUGUUUGUUGGGAAACCUGCCAAUGCAGGCUAGGGCGCGGUGGUGUUUGCUGUCCGCGGUGCCGCUGGUGUGUGAGUGUUUGGAUGGCGCCAGGUGCGCCGCGGGGCGGCAAACGUAGUUGGCGAGAGGCUUCAUAAGCCCCCGGCUAGCCUGCUAAUAGCGGUCUGCUGGUGCGGAGCUGUACGCGAACGGGACGCUGUCACGCACUGCAUUGCGCCACCAUGUGAUCUUCACCAGUGGCCUGUGCGGCUUGUGAGCGCUGCUUUGAGUCUGAAGAAUUUGCGGUGAGCGGCAAGUCAAACCAACGAGUGUCCACCUUUCCCGGCCUUGCUCCAUGCUUACUUGCGCCUUACACGGUGCAAGUAGAGAACCACAGGUAAUCA